GGGGGCUUGGUGGGAUUUGUGAGGUUGGCGCCGCGGUACGACACUUCCUACCACAACAUGAUGACGCACCUGGAGUUUUCCCGCGUUUUCCCCGCAUGGACGCCGCUUCUCUAGCCUGGCCUGUGCAGAGGGACAUACUGGCUGCAUGAAACGCCUUAAGCAUCUUGAAAGAAGACUUCUCUUGGAUGAAAUGGAAUUCACUCCCAAGAAACAGAGUAUUCCCAGUUUCAAUAAUGGUCGCCACACUCCAUACUCUAGUGGUGGCCAGGCCCAUUAUAAAAGGCUGAAGAGGAUUAACCAGUCUGGCUCCCCUCGGGGCCCAUAUCUCGUAAGCUCACCUCAGACAUAUUCACAGAAACGCUUUAUGACUCGUACAGAAAGGAUUGUCAACCUCUCUACAAAGACUGCUCAUGCUAGUGAAUGUGUAGUGACACCAGAAAAGAGAAUAAUUAAGAGUAGUCCAUCACCUCAGAGCACCAAGAGACCAUUUAUUGCCGUGAACAGUGUUGAGCGUGUCAAAGUGUCAUUUUCAUCUCGCCCCAGUGAUCAAGAUGCAGACACACCCCAGAACACCAAGAGGCCAUAUAUUGCAGUCAAGACUGAUGAGUGUCCGUCACACCUCAGUGAUAGAGAUGUGGAUGUUUUUGAUGGCAAAAGUAAACACAAUGAUGAGAAUGAUCCAUAUAAUUUUAGCUCCAGUCUUGAUUAUGAUACCUGUGACAAAAGAGCCAAGCGAGAUGAUAAGAAUUCCAUCUUUUCAAGGACAAGUGCCGUGAAGUCAUAUCCCAGCAAAAAGAAGCAGGUUGAUGUCUCUCGAUCAAGACUCCUGGCAGAUGUUUCUCCAGACAAGGUGGAGAAGGGUUAUGGGCCCAACUAUAAAUCUGGGGCAGAAAAGGAAAAUGUGCCUGCAGAGACAACAAGAGAGUUAGUGUCCUCACCUGAAUCUGCCACCAAGAGGCCACUUGUUGCAGCCAAGACUGAUGAGUGCACCAAAGUGUCAUUUCCAUCACACCCCAGUGAUCGAGAUGCAGUUACUUUUGAUGGCAAGAAGAAAGUUAGCGACGAGAAUGACCCAUAUAAUUUUUGCUCUAGUCUUGAUUCUGAUACUUCUGACAAAAGAGCCAAGCCAGAUAUUGACAAGGAGAACAGCAUCUUUUCAAGGACAAGUGCCGUGAAGUCGUAUCCCAGCAAGAAGAAGCAGGUUGAUGUUUCCCGAUCAAGACUCCUGGCAGAUAUUUCUCCAGAGAAGGUGGAGAAGGCUUACGGGCCCAACUACAAGUCUGAGGCAGAAAAGGAGAAUGUGCCAGCAGAGACAACAACAACAACAACAGGGGACUUAUUGGCUGCACCUGAACCUACCACCACCCUACCACAUCUCAUUGGAUUUCCUAACUAUGGCAAUACCUGUUACCUGAAUUCAGUGGUUCAAGCACUGUUUGGAUUGUCGCCCUUUGUUGGGGACUUGCAGAUGGUGUCUUCCCAGCUCAACUUGCCCACCACCUCCCUCUCCUCAGGUCUCAAUCAAGUUCUAGCUACUCGCAAAAAGGGUCAAGUAGCAUUGGUGAAGCAAUCAUUGAAGACAGUAAAGGAGAAUCUUGUGCGUGUUGAUGGAUCCUUCUCUGGGUUUAAAAUGCAGGAUGCUAAUGAGUUUUUGACUCGUAUCCUGGAUACAAUAAAGGACGAAAUUGACCGCAGCCACAUGACAACUCCAAGUCCUGAUCGCUCCCUUACCUCUAAAGAUGAAGAUUUUGAUGAAGCAUUGUUCCCUGCUAUCCCAAGGUGCCAAAAACUCUUGAAUACAGUUGAAAAUAAUUUUGAAAGUGAAGUGAACAUCCACUCCAAAGACAAGAGUCCAGCAGUCAACAGGAAAGAUGUCGACCAGGUGCAAGUGGCACAGAAGGCGUCUUUAGGGCAGGAGACUUCUCUUGCUGAAUUGGUGUCAACAGAGCCCGAAGCUGAGAGUGAACAUAUGCCCCUGAGUCUUGCACAGUCCAUUACCCCAAGUAAACAGUGUGGUGAAGAUAGCUUGCCCAGAAAUCCAAUUAAGGAUAAUUUUGAGUUCCAACUCUUUGAGUCCUACAGGUGCCUUGGGUGCAAUGAAGUGGAGGGGAAGAAACAAGAAUAUUUUGGGCUCUAUGUAAACUUACCAGAGGAAAAUAAUGAAAGCAUUCAAGAUGCCUUAUCAACCUGCAUGGGUGAAGAUGAAAGAGAGCUCAAAUGUGAGAAGUGUGGCCACAAUCGCUCCUCUGUAGUGACUUCAGUUACCAGACUACCAAGAAUACUCAUUGUGCAGCUAAAAAGAUACGAGUACAAAGCAGACCAGGGAGAAAGCAUCAAGAGGUCAUGGAGGGUUCCCAUCACACGCUGGCUCAAUUUAGAUGAUUAUGUUUGUGAUGUCACACCACCAUCAUUGUGGAGUCCACAGUCUGGAAGCAUUACUCCUCGAGCCAGCAAGCAGACCACCCUCACUGUGCGCAACCUGUCUUCUGAGCUGAAUGUGUGUGAGGGACGUAAGGAGCAAGAAGAACCUCCUGCAUGUUCCCCAAGUAUUACCAGACCUGCCGAAAAUCCUAUUCCUGUCCCUUCAUCUGAUAAAGAAGAUGAGGAACUUCAGGAAGUGAUGCGGCGAAGUAUGGACGACUUUGGAGGCAGUAGGGAAGAGGAUGAAAUCCAACAAGCUAUUAGACUUUCCUUACAAGAUCUUGGUAUGAGCUACACUCAUGAGAACCAGAACCAGACUAGUGAGGAUCAGGUUGAGGAAGAUGAAGCUCAUACGGUGCAUUCAGAAGAGGAAGUCAGCAGUCACCAUCAUGCAUUCCGUCUCAUGAGUGUUAUCAGUCACUUUGGAUGUACCACAAAUACUGGCCAUUAUGUAGCAGAUGUCUACAACUGUGAGGAGAAGAGCUGGUUCCAUUAUGAUGACGAAGCUGUCUCCAAAAUACCUGAGAGUGUGGUAUUAGCAGAAGGGAGACAAAAGAAUGGAUACAUUUUUUUCUACGUCCACAAGGACAUCUUCCAAGAGAUAGAGAAGAAAGCUGGCCUUCACAGAUAAUGAAGAGUACUACAGGUGCAUUUGUACUAAUACUUGUGUGUACACUAAGAGACUCAUGUAUAUAAUGUGGCUAUGUAAAUAAUGAAAAACUAUUUUUUUGUUUAGAGUUAAUGUUGAAGAUAUUUUUAUUGAUAAUUGAUGAUACAUGUAUCAUUGUGAAAUAAUUUUCUCCAUAUUAUUUAGCAUUAAGAUAGUUUUACUAUAUGCAUUCUCUCUCUCUCUCUCUCUCUCUCUCUCUCUCUCUCUCUCUCUCUCUCUCUCUCUCUCUCUCUCUCUCUCUCUCUCUCUCUCUCUCUCUCUCUCUCUCUCUCUCUCUCUCUCUCUCUCUCUCUCUCUCUCUCUCUCUCUCUCUCUCUCUCUCUCUCUCUCAUUAUGUGGUCUAUUUACCUCUGACACUGUUCUUCCUGGGAACAUCCUCCAAGGUCUGGCUGCAGUGGAAAACCCUCUACACUUUUUUAUCCAAACACUCCUUUUGUGCUUGUUCAAGCAUGCCACCUUUAUUAGCAUCUUUUUCAUUUGUAUUCCUCUAACCUUCAUGAUCACAUAAUUUUCAUACAGUGUAUGGCCAAAACAUCUCAUUGUACAUAUAUUUCUUUUCACCCAUUCCAUGACUGCACUUCAUUCCAUUGGCACAGGUGUUCAUGCUGCAUAUUUCAUACACUUUUUCUUAUCCUCUCAUCUUAUUAUUCCAUGAUUGAAUUUCCUCUUUUGCAACAUUUUUUUUAUAUGGUCUCCUUUUCUCUUUUAUGGUCUCUUUUAUCAUAUGCAUUUUCUCUCUGCUACCUCAGCCUUAUGUACUUCACAGCUACUGCUGCUACUGUAACCUCUAUUUUCAAACAUAUAACACCUUAUUUACACUUAAACCCUUUAAAACAUUUGUCCUGGCUUCUCUGCUUCUCACACAUCUUUCUCUCAUAUUCCUUUCUUGAUUCUUGUCAAUCUAUCCUUUCAGUACCCAACACUGUAUUUUACUUCCCUUCACCACCAUUCCUACUAUGUUCCUAUACAUCAAUGUCUUCCUUAAAUGUUAACUACAAUAGUAUACCAAUCCAACUCUUCAGACUUCCUUAUCUUUACUUUGGCAUUUAGAACAUCUUUGCUCAGUCAUCCACUGCUGUAUAAUGAAUCAAACUUUCUUGGUCAUGACUCAUCUCUCAUUUUCAGUGUGCAUUUAUGGCUAAUUUUAUGUUGGAAGAUGAUAUUCAUAAGGAACAACCCCUUCUGCAUUUGUUCCCCAGGUGCUCCCCAUUCUCAUUUGAUCCACCUGCUUCUCAUUGUUUCACUACACCUGCCACCCCACCACCUGCAUUUACAGAUUUAUACACAUCCAUCCAUACUUCAGCCUCACUCACCAUCUGUGGCUCCUCCCUUGGAAGACACUUGGAAAAAAUGAGUUAUCAGAGAUAGAUAGAUAGAAUUGAUAGAAAGAUAUAAAUACACACAAAGGUAGCAUGAAUUUAGUUUAUGAUGAAUUCAUGAAAGGAAAUAGCUUUAUUUAUUUGUUUGUUUAUCUAUUUAUAUUUCCAUUAUUUUCCACCAAUAAAUAACAUAAGUACUUCCACAACAGACUGGAAGUUGUGCAAUAAAGAUUGAGAAUCAUGCUUUGCUGUCUGGAAGGUGUAUUUUACUCUGCAAUAGUGUUUUGUUAAUUCAUAGUGAACUAGUCACUAUUGGCACCUGUAGAACAGUGAGCAUUUUUACUUAUGAGAUCCAAGAUGGCUAAUUACAAACUGUGAUUACAUCAAAUUAAAAAGAUUAUUGUAAAAUCAAAAUAAAUUGUACUUUCCAUGAUAUUUUCUAUCAAACUAUAUAGUACAUGCAUCCAAUUUUACAGUCAUGUUAAAUGUAACAUGCUCCAAAAAUUUCAUAGAAACAUCAUGGUAUCCAUAGGGUGGUGCUCCACUAUUUGUUGUGUGCUGGGAAUAGUUCUGGUAACUGGAGGUGGCCUCAAUAGAUAUGCUGUCUCAUGAAAUUAUAGAGGGAUUGUGCUUGCUAGAGAAGAUAUUUGCUUACCACAUCAGUGAAGACAACAGGAUUCCUCUUUAGUUCUUGAGUUCUUCCUUUUGCAUACAAGAAAAGCUAUGGACAUACUCAUCUGUACCCAUAUCUACUAUUAUCCAAUUUAACUUUAAUUUUUCCAGUGCUACUCUUUGUAUGGAUCACUUCUAAAAGUGUUGUCAGAUCAUUAUCCUUCUCUACAUAUGCACCUCUGUGGUGUACUGGGUAGCACGCGUGGGAAAUCCACAAGCCCUGGUUCGAAUCAUGUUGAGGCAGUCAGUGUACAACUCUCAGGUUUUCAUCGUUAAGGAAACCUGGAGGUGCUGAACUUUGAAAAUCCAGGUGUCACAGUAACCCUUGGGUAAGGGAUAUCUACCACAGACUCAAAGGCCAUUGAGAUGCAUGAGCCUCAAGGUCACACACAGUAUAUGCCUCCAUCUUUAUUAAGGAAAAGCCUGUUAGCUCCAUGGUACAGCGGCUGGCUCACUUCCAAAAGAUUCAUGGCAGUUUCUUGGUGAGAAGGGUAAUGUUCUCGCAACCGUAGCAAAACUAGUCAUGGUUACCUAGCUAAGACUUGCUGAUGAGAUGCAGAUUUGGCCAAACAAGUAAGAUGAUAAUUAUUGUCUGACAUCCGGCCACUUGUAGGAGUGCGUUCUACGGGCUGACUAUGCUAAAAAGCGCCUCAACAUACAUAUACCUCGUACAUAUUUCAUAUCCAAACAUUCCUACUCUCUCUCUCUCUCUCUCUCUCUCUCUCUCUCUCUCUCUCUCUCUCUCUCUCUCUCUCUCUCUCUCUCUCUCUCCAAUCAUUCGGUGUGGCCAAAUCACCUCAGAUAAUUCUUAUCUUUCCAUCACUCCAAGCUUUCCUUCGUUUGCAUUGGAUGCCAUGACGCAGCUCUGAUGCAUCUUACACACACACACACACACACAUAUAGUGCGUGGAUAUAGUAAGAAAUAAGGAACUGAUAAGCAGAGUGGGGAGUGUUAUGUUGAUUUGGGCAUAUUCAGGUGGACGAAAAGCGUUUGGUGGAAAAGAAUAUGAAAGAUGGGUGAAAGGAGAGACCACGAAAGAAAUGGCGUGAACCGAGCGUUAGAUGCAGAACUUGUAGGGAGCACGGAGAAGUGGUUGCAAUAUAUGUGGCAAGUACAGUAAAGUGAAUGAGAAGCAUAUCAAUAUGUACUUUGGGGGAAGAUCUAAUGCUGCGAGGGCGCGGGAAUGGGGAAUUCUCUCAAUAAAAGUGGGGAUGAAUGGGAAGUCCUUUGCAACGAGGCCGCGGGAGGGGGUAGGCACGCAAUUAACAAGUUCAGAAGAGCAGCAUCCAUGAAAAUAACAAAAUAAAUAAAUUAAUUGAAUAAUAGCGGGAGAUGUAACAUAGCUGCAAAGAAUGAAAGAUUGACGACUGUAAAGGAGAGUUGUAGAGACAAAAAGUUUACAGAUAAGUCAGCAAACAAACUAACGCAAUAAUAAGAAACCAAGAAGACUAUGAAUAAAUAAAUAAAUCACCGGAACAGAGAGUGAGUGGUAUCGUCUCAGCGUAUUCCAUAAAAGGGCUGAGAAACCUUGACCAUUUGCAUAGUUGGCAGAUAGGGAGAGGAAAUAUAAGUGAUGGUUGUUUAAUCAAAAGAUGACGUACUUAGAUAAAAAAAAAAAAAAAUCUUAAAGCAUCCUACAACAUAAAGUUUGUCUCGCUGCCUCAUUGAAAACUGUAGUAUAAUAAUUAGAAAUCAGGCAUGGUGGCUUCCCUGUGUGGAUGUUCAGGUUCUCCUGUGUUGCUCGCUUUACAUGACGAAAAUGCGGCGCAACAGUGGAUAAUGCAAGAGGUCUCUUGAGUAAGAUACCUUAAUGCAUAUCAGAAAAAGAAGUAGAUGAUAAGGCAGAGUUCCGUGGAACACAACCGUUUAUCUUUAGGAGCAGUGACCAUCUUUCACUGCAAUAAGAGGAUGGCCAGAAAAAGAAAGAAAAAAAAAAAAACUAAAGAUAUCGGUGCAUGAAAUGGAUAAAAACCAUGAUCACGACGUAUGAACGAAGUUUUGAAAUAACGAUUUUUUUUCUUUCUCUCUCUUCUUUUGAAGACCAGAGAUGAAAGAUUUUCUGUUCCCUCCUCUCAACCCUCCAACUAUUCGUUUUGGUAUAACUUUUUUUUUUUUUUUUUUUAUCAGUUAUGUUCACCUGGCAGAAUGCAUACAUACAUUGUUUUCUGUAUAGGUAUGAUAAGUACGCUGGACUUCCCUAUUCAUCCCUUUCUGUAAAUGGAAGUAUCCGGCAGUAUGCUCAUUUCUCAAGAAGGAUUCCCCAAGGUAGCUUGACCGGUAGUCCGUGGCUGCUACCCUCCCUGCCUUCAGUUGUAAGCACCUUGCAGUGUCAGACAGGUGUGGUACGUUGGGGCAACAGUUUGCACACCGCCCUAGUCUCUCUAGCAGCACCGACGCCUUCACUUCGGAAGUAUGCAUUGGGGCGGGCCACAAAUGGGUGAUGCUACGUACGUCUGGCAGCGAACAGGGCACCUGGAGUCCUGGACACGGACAUUUCAUUCUACCACAGUGGCAUAUAAAAAGUCGCCCUCCUACUCCACGGACGGCAAGACGUACGCCACCACCUCCCACACCACCACCCCCACCAACACAGCCAGCGCGGCACUCAGUGAGCACCUGGCCGUGGCCUUCCGUGCACCACCUACAGCUGGUUGUUGGCCGCCUUCCUGUACUGUAGCGUUGCUCUUCCCCUCUUCCUUUUGUUCAGACUUCCCUUUUUUUUCGAUAUCUUUUGCUACAUCAAACACUUCUCCCUCGCUGCUUUCCUCUGCUUGUAUUUCCUCCGCGCAGCAAACCUCGUGCACGGUUCCCUCCGCGUCCUCCUGUUCCAUGGCUGAAGGCAGCGGCACCUUGUGUUGGUGUAACUGCUCACACUCUUCGUCACUAAUGUCCUGCCACCGAGUCCUUUCCUCCAUCCUGCCGUUGCCAAAAUGCACGCGGACCACGAAGGUUUCCUUGAGUAAUUCUUUAGUCACCAGCUGGUCGCAGAGGGUGUGCAUGGGCACGAAUUUAGGUCCACUAAUACUGCUGCACCACCCAUGGCGCCACUUGAUCCUCACUUGAACCGAAUCAUUGUUGUGGUACUUCAGCAAGCGCAUCAUCCUGAAGCGGGCAGGGCGGGACGUCCAGCAGAACGCCCCGUCAUCAGUAGUACCACCUUCCCUGCUGAAAUGGAAGGUCACGAGGUGGUUGACGUGGCACAGGCCAAAUCUACAUUUGAACUUCCGCCGCACAACCGCCAGCGUCAAUGUCUUGGGCUGGUUCCUCUCCUCCCAGGACGUAGCGACGCACACACCCUUCGCGGUCUCGCCAUAGUCGUGCUGAUGCCACAUGGUGAGGGAGUUGGUGGUGUAAUACCUGUGCAGACUGCCACACCUACAGUAUUUGAUAUGAAAAGUUCCGCCCUCAUUUUUCAGCCACUCUUGUGAACCAACGUCUGACCGCAGUCUUUUUCACUAACACUUGCAUCUGAGGCAUCGUUAAGAUUUAUGAUGGUAAAGCUGAAUACCUCCUGACUUCUUUGCAAGGAAGAGUUAUCAACUAAUGACAAACACAUAGGCUCGCUUCAUCCCUCUCCUUUUGUUGUUUCUCUUCUUCCUCCUUGUUUCUCCC
Messenger RNA from Scylla paramamosain (green mud crab), 8695 nucleotides. RefSeq lists its product as uncharacterized. Lineage: Eukaryota; Metazoa; Arthropoda; Malacostraca; Decapoda; Portunidae. The transcript is spliced from 14 exons. The coding region runs from base 146 to 3052 and encodes 968 amino acids. Gene Ontology annotation, cellular component: nucleus; cytosol. Gene Ontology annotation, biological process: protein deubiquitination; G1/S transition of mitotic cell cycle. Gene Ontology annotation, molecular function: cysteine-type deubiquitinase activity. The record is from RefSeq and is a predicted model, not a curated record.